UUCUAUCCAAGUAUCAAAAUUGGAUAAUGAAAAUUUAAAUUUAAAUUUACCAAUACCACUUAUUAAUAAACUAUUAUCUGAUAGUAUUAUUAUUAAUAGUAAACAAUCAUCAGAUAGUGUUAUUAACACAUCCGAAUCUCUUUUACCAAUUCCAAUACCAGAAUCUGGUAUGCCGUUUAAAUCAUGGAUAGAACUUGAUAA
Dentiscutata heterogama is the source of this 201-nucleotide messenger RNA. Lineage: Eukaryota; Fungi; Glomeromycota; Glomeromycetes; Diversisporales; Gigasporaceae. The record is from the annotation of a GenBank genome assembly.